UCCAGAAAGCAACCAAGCGCAUCUACAACCGGCGCUCUCAACAGAACAAAGUAAUCCCUCAAAAUGACGCUUACCUUUUUCCCCGGCUCAUCGUCCACCGACAUUAAUCCCAACGACCCCUCCUCCCCCGACCUCGCCGUCUUGAGUUUAUCCCGAUUGCUCACAAGGCUGGAAUACAAUUUGCUUUCCCCAUCUGCCGAUUUGAAACAGUUACGACGAUCUGAGUAUCAGCGCAUGAGAGUCGGUGGGAACAUCGAAUAUGCGCGCUCUCUCCUCUUGGGUCUUGAGCGUAAUCUAGCGCGAAUCAAGCCGGCUGAUCGUCGCCAUGAGAUCCAGACCGAAUUGGCCAAGAAGAGACAGGAUCUUAACGUGCUCCGGAGAAGGCUGGAUGAUAUCGCUGCCGACGCCGAGUUGAAACGGAGAUUAACGGCUGCGAAGAGAGAGUCUGCUCGCGACAUCAGUUCCGUGGAGGCGGCAGAGGUAGAGGACGAGUCUUCUGAGGAGGAAGAUGAGGAAGACCUCCUUGGGACUCCGGAGGAAUCGGAGAGCCCUUCAGAUGCCGGUGUGGACGUCUCUACCGAGAAGAUGGGAAACGAUAUUGAACAGGAGGUGAAGCGUGAAUUGCCAGAUGAAGAGGGAGACAAAGUUGAACCAACCCAGACGACUGUUCCUACUACUACAAAUAUACCCAUUCCUACGCCUACACCUACGACAACGACAACCUCAAUACUCCGAAACCGCCAUCAUCCUACUCCAUUGACCGCUGUCGACACGAAAUAUAUCCCAACACCAGCUGUAGAAUCGGCGACAGGAAAAGUCCAAGGCACAGAACAGGCUCUCGCAACCCACCGUCUCGAACAAGAAUCCCUCACCGACUCCCUUCUGACUCUGGCCGCUCAGCUUAAAACAUCCACACAAACCUUCCACUCCACCCUUGAAAGCGAGAAAUCCAUCCUUGACCGAGCUGUGGAUGGGCUCGACCGUACGACGUCUUCAAUGGCCUCCGCCGAGCGUAGAAUGGGCAUGCUUCGACGCAUGACAGAAGGAAAGGGGUGGUGGGGGAGAAUGAUGCUUUAUGCAUGGAUCUUCGGGUUGUGGCUUGUUGCCUUGGGUAUUGUUUUUCUAGGGCCGAAGAUUAGGUAGUGCUACUUCGCAUGAUGAAGCCAUCAUCCUGGACACAUACAACAUUAGGGGGUUGCAACUACGCAGAGCAAAUUCAGGGUAAUACUGACUAAUAUUAAUUGAUCAAGAUCUAAGAGAAUAUGAAUGAGUUAUCUAGAUCAAUAGGUCUUAAAGUGCUUAUCUUCUCAGUGAAGUAUACGGAGUAUAUUCGCAGAUAUAUAUAACCACGAGAUAUA
Molecule: messenger RNA, 1358 nt
Organism: Monascus purpureus
Lineage: Eukaryota; Fungi; Ascomycota; Eurotiomycetes; Eurotiales; Aspergillaceae
Source: the annotation of a GenBank genome assembly